AUGCCCUUCUUCAGCCGCAGAGAGCCCUCCCCCGAACCCGUCUACCACCCCGAACCCGCCGCCGAGCCCCCGUCCCGCAAGCACAGCCUCUUCCACCGCAACCGGGACCGCGACGUCUCCCCCCUGUCGUCCCAGCGCGCCGGCUCCGUGGCCAGCUCCUCGGGCGGCAACCCGGGCGCCGUCAACAAGCGGGACUCGGGCGGCCUGUUCCGGCACAGCACCGACAGCUCCGGGGGCAGCAGCAGCGGACGCCGGCGCGGGCUGUUUGGCGGCGGACACCGGGACAGCGCCGGCUUUGGCGGCAUCGGCAGCGGGGCGCUGGACCCGAGCAUCGUGCAGGCGAGGGAGCAUGUGAUGCAGGCGGAGGCGGCCGAGGUCGAGGCCGAUCGGGCGCUGGGCGAGGCGCGGAUGAGGGUGAGGGCCGCCAAGGACCACGUUUGGAGGCUCGAGCAGGAGGCCAAGGAGGAGGCGAGGCGGGCCAAGCUGAAGCAGGAGCAGGCUCGGGAGGUGUCGAAGCGUGGAAAGGGACUUGGACGUGAGUAUUCCUGA
Messenger RNA from Trichoderma reesei QM6a, 549 nucleotides. RefSeq lists its product as uncharacterized. The transcript has a single exon. The coding region runs from base 1 to 549 and encodes 182 amino acids. The record is from RefSeq and is a predicted model, not a curated record. Lineage: Eukaryota; Fungi; Ascomycota; Sordariomycetes; Hypocreales; Hypocreaceae.